CACAAAAUGGCGGCGGGAGGGAGCUGCGCCGCGCCCUCUCCUGGGCAGCCUGAGCUCCAGGUCACUUAGCCGCGGCCUGACAGUGGGCCGUGCGCUGGACAUGGUGGUGCAUCACAAGAAGUUGGCCUGAGUGGAUCGCGUCCUCAUCACCAACUGCCUUGGCUGCUUGCCCCCCAGGAAAGAUUUAUCGGACAGAGGUGAAGUCUUUGACCCAGUUUUGUCCUGCCGGGGUCUCUCUGAACGCCUUCACAAGCUGCAGAGGGAGAGGAGGCAUCCCAGACACCAAUACUUUCAGACAAACUGGUGCCAACGUGCGUGGCUGCUGUUGCUGCUGAGGAGGCUGCUUUGCGAACGGCGGAGAGGAACGGGGAGGAAGAAUCGGCAACAACUUCUUCCACACGCACGGGCAGACGACGCGGAGCUGCAGCAGCGAGCAGAAUUCGCAACAAAAAGCGGCAUCUCCCCUGCCCGGGGAGGGCGAAGAGAAGCAGCAGCAGCGGCAGAAUUUUGGAGCGGCUCCACCAGGAGAAAUUUUACAGAGAGGCUUGCAAGAGAGCGUGUUUGCAGGGGGCUUGCUCUCCUGGCAUAUUCGGGGGUCGUCUUUGCUGGUGGCGCGGGGAGCGGAGGGGAUCCCCCGUAAAGACAGGCUAUUUUGGAUAUCCCCGUACAAGUUUUCUGAUGCAUUUGCUCGCACCUUCUUCCCCUGCCGUUUGGUGAACCCAGCCCCCCUCUCCCCCCCCCCCCACCGGUCUCCCAAGGAUGGAUCAUUCCCAGUGCCUUGUGACUAUAUACGCCUUGGUGGUUCUGCUGGGUCUCCGGCUAGAUCAAGGCGCCUGCCAGCACUAUCUGCACAUCCGACCGGCUCCCAGCGACAACUUGCCCUUGGUGGAUCUAAUCGAGCACCCGGACCCUAUCUUCGACCCCAAGGAGAAGGAUCUUAACGAGACCUUGCUAAGGAACCUCAUGGGCGGACACUUCGACCCUAACUUUAUGGCUAUUUCCCUGCCCGAGGACCGGCUCGGGGUGGACGAUCUAGCCGAGCUGGACUUGCUGCUCAGGCAGAGACCCUCGGGAGCGAUGCCCAGCGAAAUCAAAGGGCUGGAGUUUUACGACGGGCUGCAGCCGGGCAAGAAGCACAGGCUGAGCAAGAAGCUGCGCAGGAAGCUGCAGAUGUGGCUCUGGUCCCAGACCUUCUGCCCGGUCCUAUACACGUGGAACGAUCUCGGCAGCCGCUUUUGGCCCCGGUACGUCAAAGUGGGCAGCUGCUACAGUAAAAGGUCUUGUUCAGUCCCAGAAGGCAUGGUUUGCAAACCUGCCAAGUCCGUGCAUUUAACGAUCCUGAGGUGGAGGUGCCAGCGUCGGGGAGGGCAGAGGUGCACAUGGAUACCCAUCCAGUACCCCAUCAUUUCGGAGUGCAAGUGCUCCUGCUAGGGCUGCCCCUCGCCCUUCUCGCCCCUUGCCUGGCGGACUCACGUGGACCUUUGCUGCAACAAAAAUAAAAGACACUUGCUUUCUGGUUAACGUUGUAAUGCACUGUAACGUGUAGGAGAAUGUAUAUUGUGUGUAUAUAUGGCACCGUUUUAAUAUACUAUUAAAAGGUCAGUAUUAUACGUGAAAUAAUCAGCAUCUACUGUAUUUUUAAGACUAUUACCCUGAUCGUUGCUAAUGUAUCUUUUUUUUUUUUUUUUGGUAUUUAUAUUCCAGAGAGAAGUUGCUUCGCUUUGGCGAAGUAGGUUGGGGUUGUUGUUGUGUUUUCUUUUUUUUUUUUUUUAAUAAAAGGAUUAAAAAAUACAAACCAGACUUUUUGAUAAGAAAACGUUUUAAAGCUAUUUUCCAUUAUACGGAAAGCGUGUGUGUGUGUGUUUCUUCUUCCUCCUUAUGGACUUUAGAUUAAAAAAAAAAAAAAAGAAUAAACGCCUAGAGCACAAUGUUAUUGUAAAUAGAGAGAACAGUUUGAAUGACUUUAUCCUAUGUAAAUGAAGAGUAUCUACUAUUUAUUCUUUAUAUCCCUGUAGUAAAAGCGCAGCGCAGAAUUAAAGUCAACCACUAAAACACGA
Molecule: messenger RNA, 2057 nt
Organism: Cygnus olor (mute swan)
Lineage: Eukaryota; Metazoa; Chordata; Aves; Anseriformes; Anatidae
Gene: NOG
Product: noggin
Exons: 4
Coding region: 760-1431 (223 amino acids)
Biological process (GO): negative regulation of cell differentiation; negative regulation of BMP signaling pathway; dorsal/ventral pattern formation
Source: RefSeq, a predicted model, not a curated record